AUGGUAUACUUUCUUUCAGUUCCCCUUACUGAAAAAAUUGCAAAACUUGAAAAUCUGGAGCCAAGAACUGAAUACAAGGUCUGUGUUCAGCUAGGUCGUAAAGGAGAUGCAGGUGUUGGUCAUCCAGGACCUGAAAGUCUCUUCACCACAGAAGCAUUUGGUCUUCCACCUCCAAAAGAUAUCAGUUUGACACCUAACAGCCAGACAUCUCUAGACUUGACUUGGCUGCCCAACUGGGAAGGCUCUGAAGAAGAACACAUCAAUCAGGCUGAGUGCUUAAGUCCAGACAUUUCCGAAACCACCCUUUAUAAAACAGCCCCAGGAAAUAAAACUGGGAUUAAUAUAGAUGGCCUCAAGCCGAAGACAUUGUAUCAAUGUAGGGUGAGAGUAAACACAAAAUCCCAAGGUGAAUGGAGUGAACCAAUGUUUGCAUGGACAUACAGUGACCAGGUUCCACCACCACCCUCAAAUAUCAAUGUAUUAAAUGUCACGGAUUCAACAGCCAUUAUCACCUGGUCCAUUCAAGAAGGUCAUUCCAUCACAACUGUCAUUAUCCGCUAUAAAAUCUUUGGUGACACAGGGUACAAUCAUGACAUUAAGAUCAGAAAUAUAACCAUUACCCAAUACCAGCUGAAGGGACUUGAAGCUGACACACUUUAUCUGAUUGAACUAUGUACGGAGAACAAUGUUGGGCAAAGCAAUUCCAAUCCAAUCCGAGAUGUGAGAACCCGUCAAGAAGUCAGAGGUGCUUAUGAGUCAAAAGACAGUAAUAUGCUCCUCAUUGCUAUUUUGGGCUCUGCUGGUAUGACCUGUCUGACAAUAUUACUUGCAUUUCUAAUAAUGCUGCAGCUGAAGCGAGCCAAUUUCCAGCACAGAAUGGCACAAGCUUUCCAGAAUGGAAGAGAUGAACCAAUAGUGCAGUUCAAUGCUACAACACUCAAUCAUUUAAGGAAAGCUAAGAACAGCCCUGAUCCUGUAGAAUACCCUGUCUUGGAAUGGAAUGACAUUAAGUUCCAGGAUGUGAUUGGAGAAGGGAAUUUUGGGCAAGUUCUCAAGGCCCGUAUCAAAAAAGACGGCUUACGCAUGGAUGCCGCCAUCAAAAGAAUGAAAGAGUAUGCAUCUAAAGAUGACCACAGGGAUUUUGCAGGAGAGCUAGAAGUGCUGUGUAAACUUGGUAGUCACCCUAAUAUUAUUAAUCUUCUGGGAGCCUGUGAGCAUCGAGGCUACUUAUACUUGGCAAUAGAGUAUGCUCCUCAUGGCAACCUUCUUGAUUUUCUCCGGAAAAGUAGAGUACUGGAGACAGAUCCAGCAUUUGCAAUAGCUAACAGUACAGCAUCAACCUUGUCAUCCCAGCAGCUUCUCCAGUUUGCAGCAGAUGUAGCCCGAGGCAUGGAUUACCUAAGCCAAAAACAGUUCAUACAUCGAGACUUAGCAGCCAGAAAUAUUUUGGUUGGUGAAAAUUACAUAGCGAAAAUUGCUGAUUUUGGGUUAUCUCGGGGGCAAGAGGUCUAUGUAAAAAAGACAAUGGGGCGGCUCCCAGUUCGAUGGAUGGCAAUUGAAUCUUUGAACUACAGCGUUUAUACAACAAACAGUGAUGUAUGGUCAUUUGGUGUUUUAUUAUGGGAAAUUGUCAGUUUGGGCGGGACUCCAUAUUGCGGUAUGACAUGUGCAGAACUCUAUGAGAAGUUACCACAAGGCUACAGACUUGAAAAACCUCUCAAUUGCGAUGAUGAAGUGCAUGAUCUAAUGCGACAAUGCUGGCGUGAGAAGCCAUAUGAACGACCGUCAUUCGCCAAAAUUCUGAUGUCUCUGACACGAAUGCUAGAGGAAAGAAAGACCUAUGUGAAUACAACACUUUACGAGAAGUUUGCCUAUGCUGGCAUUGAUUGCUCAGCUGAAGAAGCCGCAUGA
Staurois parvus is the source of this 1911-nucleotide messenger RNA. The record is from the annotation of a GenBank genome assembly. Lineage: Eukaryota; Metazoa; Chordata; Amphibia; Anura; Ranidae.